GGUCCAAAUGCCGCCGCGGAUGACGUCGGCGAGCGGCUGGGCCCGUGCCGGUGGAAGGGGAGCGGCGGGCCAACCAACGGACUUAGUCUCUACUCACCCGAAUUCUCAAGGGCUAGCGAUGAUGACCUUUCCAUCGGUCACUUCACGCUCCUCUUGUCCUCUACAACAACUUCGAGUCGUGUCACAUCAGGCUGGUCAUCAUGGCUAGCUCACAGUAUCUGUCGUAUUCAGACCCGGCACUGGCACAGGCCCGCAAAACCCACCUUAAAUUCUUCUGCAUCGCUUUUGCAGCCAUCACGGUCCUGUCCCUUGGUCUCAAUGCAGUCUAUUGGGGCUCCUACUUUCGACAGGAGGAAAACGCUUACCGCCUAACGGUCCGUCUGAUCGAUCUCGAUAGUCAGGCGUAUGGCAACGGCGGUGGUGCUGUUUUGGGACCUGCCGUGAUUCAGGCGAGUCAGCAGAAUAUCGCAGCCAAUCCACAUUACCACCUCGGAUGGCAGAUUGAGGAGAACCUCGAACGAUUCAGCCUGGCAGCAACCGGCGCGCCUGCCAAUGUCAGCACAAGGGGUAUCGAUCCCGAUCAGUACGCCCGAGACCUCGUCAACAAUCAAGAUGUGUUUGGUGUUGUUCUGAUCCGUGCUAACGCGACUUCCGCGGCAAUUGCAGCGUACGAGCAAGGGCUGACAGACUAUGAGCCUCAAGGCGCAAUGGCCUUCUAUUACGAACAGGCGCGUAAUUUCUAUACCGAGGACCAAUAUGUCUCCUUCCAUACCACCCGCCUUCUGUCUGCGGCAAUAGGUCAAGCUACUCAGCAGCUCACAGCUCGGACUCUCGGCACCGCUGCCGCGGCGGCAGGAGGCUUCGACUUCACCGGUCUCUGUCCCAAUGGUGGAGCUACGGUGCCUGCGCUGGGCGCAGCGACGACGACGUCGGCUAUCCCCAUCAACUCGCCAUUUUGGUACUCUACCUACAACCUGCAUCCCUUUGACCAAUUCGCAGCUACUGCGUGUACUACUGCCGGCGCCAUCUAUCUGAUCAUCUUCACCUUCUUCAUUGGUCUGUUCUUCAAAAACACCUUCGACGGGCUGCAUCCCAAGCUCACUGUUGCUUCCGAGGUCCUGAUGAGGAUCAUGGUGCCCAUGGCUGGUUACUUCUGGAUUUCGUUGAUGUAUAGCCUGGUGUCCUUGGCAUUCAAGGUGACCUUCAAUCGCUACUAUGGACGCGUCGGCUUCUUCAUCUACUGGAUGCUGAACUGGGUCACACAGAUGGGACUGGGCUACACCAUGGAGUUCGUCCUGUUGGCCUUUGGGCCUCUAAUCUUCCCCUUCUUCCUUCUGGUAUGGGUCAUAUUCAACGUGAGUCCAGUCUUCCUUGACUUGGCGGAUAUCGACCACUUCUGGUCGUACGGCUUUGUGCUUCCGGUCUGGAACAACGUGGACGCGUCCAAGUCCCUCAUCUUCGGGACAAAGAAUCAUCUGGGUCAGGACUUUGGAGUAUGCCUCGGCUGGAUGUUCUUCUCGAUGGCAGGAAUCAUGGUCAUCACUAUUCGCCGGAAGGGCAAGGCGAUGAACGAGGCAAGCCGCGAACGUAGAGAGAUCAUCAACCGAGUGCGGCAUGGUCAGCUGGAGAAAGUGGGACAGGCUGGCGGGAAGGACGGUAGAGGUGCCGUCUAGACUGGCGGCAGCAACGUCCCUGCGUCGAUCUGCGCUGGUAGUCGGCGCACGCCUUGUACCCCCGGCGCUCGUCCUUUGGCGCAGAUGCGCCUCUUCAUGUCCCUUCGUAUCUCUGACAAGUGUGUACUUUAGACCAUCCCUCUGUCGCUUGAAUGUAAGCCAAGCUUCCCUGUCUUUGGGGAUGACACCCA
This is a messenger RNA of Microstroma glucosiphilum, 1864 nucleotides long. RefSeq lists its product as hypothetical. The record is from RefSeq and is a predicted model, not a curated record. Gene Ontology annotation, cellular component: membrane. NCBI's taxonomy places the organism in Eukaryota, Fungi, Basidiomycota, Exobasidiomycetes, Microstromatales, Microstromataceae. The coding region runs from base 201 to 1673 and encodes 490 amino acids. The transcript has 4 exons.